Dunckerocampus dactyliophorus (ringed pipefish) is the source of this 2493-nucleotide messenger RNA. RefSeq names its product T cell receptor alpha chain MC.7.G5-like. The coding region runs from base 1232 to 2014 and encodes 260 amino acids. Lineage: Eukaryota; Metazoa; Chordata; Actinopteri; Syngnathiformes; Syngnathidae. The transcript has 8 exons. The record is from RefSeq and is a predicted model, not a curated record.
GGUGCAGUGUUGUACUUGGAACUUCGCAGUCAUGUGACCUGGUCCAAAAUUCGGACACAGCACAGGAAGUGUAGAGGUUGAGUCACAUGACAGCAUGAUGAGGGGUGGUGCUUGAGUGUGGUGAAAAGAAGAGGUUAGCAGGUAGAUCAUUCAUCAUGUUGCUGUCAGCUUGUUGGCUGCUUCUCAUCUCUCUGGCAGGUGUCGUCUGCGGCGACGAGCUGACUGCGUUGAUGGAUGAAGUGUUGACAUCAGAAGGCGGUCAGGUGAUGCUGUCGUACUUUUACGCCAACGACAUGUCUAGUGCAGAGUACUUUGUCUGGUACAAACUUCUUCCAGGACAAGCGCCGCACUUCCUCAUGUCCCACACUGGACGUGGAAAUGUGAUAAAUGGCGCCCUGAAGAUGAGCGUGGAAAAAGAGCAGAGAAGAGUGAACAUGCUGCUGGAGAACGUAAACGUCAGCCACUCUGGAGUCUACUACUGUGCUGUGAAGACCACUGUGACAACAUGGCCUCCUCCUCCGUGCAAGAACUCUUCAUGGACACUUUCUACAGUCUCCACUAGGGGGACACCUCCACAAACUGUCACCUUCCAUGACAUUUCAUCACCUUGGUAACCUUCUGUGUGUGUUAAGGAAGUGAAGGGUGGGGCAUGUAAUGCAGUGGCACAUUGUGGGAGGCGGAGCUCCAUGGUGUCAUAUAAAGGAGGUGUCAUGGUGGUGGUUUCAGUGUUGUUGACCAGGAUGCGCCUCCCUCUGGCAUACGUGAUGGCACUCACCGUUCUGGCAGGGCGUGAUGGCAUCAUCCAUGGAGCAGGUGGUGGUUUUGGAGGGUGACGUGCUGACACUGUCCUGCAACUUCUCCGGGGGCGACACCGGACUGUCCUGGUACCAGAAGAAACAAGGUUCACCUCCACAGCUGCUGGUCAGAGAGUAUUCCCAAGCAGAAGACGAUUUAACAAAGUUCAGACGUGACGGAAGCAUGGGGACGUUCCAUGUGGACCUGAGGUGGUCUUCACUGCACCCCCAUGUUGUCAUCUACUGUGCUGUGAGGCCCACAGUGACUGUGACAGUGCACGUGGCUGCACAAUAACCGCACUGCAUCAUGCACAUGACCACUUCUCACUCUGUGUGUGCGUGUGUGUGUGUGUGUGCGAGAAGCACCUCCCACAGUGGGAUUAGGCCCUGCCUCCUCAGCCACCAAGUCAGCGUACAAGCAGCCCAGGAGUGCAAACAUGAAGCGUACGCUGGUGUGUGUGCUGAUGGCUGCCUGGAGCCUCGGUAGUGGCGAUCAGACAGUCAACCAGCCAGUGGGGGACAUGCACGCGAUGAAGGGCGACCCUGUGACGCUGGACUGCAGCUAUGAAAGCUCUGGAAGUAACGACUACAUCUUCUGGUACAAACAGAACGGCCAGGCGGCACCCGAGUUCAUCUUGAGUCGCUUCAAGAUCGGUCAGGGAAAGACGGAGAGACGCUUUGAGAACAGAUUCAGUUGCAGCAUCAACGCCACCGCCCACCGAGCUCCUCUGGUGAUCCAAGACGUGCAGCUGAACGACUCUGCCGUCUACUACUGCGCCCUGCAGCCCACAAUUGGAACCAGCAAAUUACUUUUUGGAAGCGGAACCAGACUGACUGUGGAAGACCAGGAGGACUGGGAGCCAUCGUUCUACAAAUUGGACAAAUUGGAGGGUAACGUGACGGCUUGCCUCGCCACUGGCUUUAGCAGACAAAACGCCAUGGAGACGGCAGGAAAAGGAGACGUGUUCCAGGGAUCGCAUGCUGUGCGGAUAUUGGGUGACUCGCUGUACAAUCAGGUGACACUGCUCUCGGCCGAGCACGCCGACUCAUGUGAGAAAGCAGGUGACAGUGGACCGGGGUGGUGCCAGGGCGCCUUGGCGCCAGACGAGAAGGUCAACCUGGUCUCUCUCACAGUCCUCGUCCUCCGUCUUGUCUUCGCCAAGACGCUCGCCAUCAACGGCGUCAUGACGCUGCGCCUGUGGCUCGCUGUACCCCAGUAGACCUCCAUGCGCCACGACCAUCACCUCCCCUUUCUGAAAGGAGCGGCUGUGUAUGUGUGUAUGUGUAUGUGGUGUUGCUUUUUGAGUUAAAUUUAUUACAGUCAAUAAAUCAAUAAAUAUCAUUGUUUUGGAUUAUUAAUAUCAUUUUGUGCAUCUGUUAUUAUGGUAUUGAUCCAUACAAUGCUUCAUAGUGAUAAUAAUCAAUAUAAUACACUGUGAUAAGUAAUGAUUCAAAACUUGUUUAGCUUUCAGUGUGUUUGCGUGCAUGUGCAGCUGUGCUCUGAUUGGCUCCCGCCCACAGAGCAUCUUUGUGACUCUUUCCACAGGAAGUGGUCACCAUGGCACUGCGUCACAGAUGUCAGCUGUGGUUGGGACAGGAUGUGGGCAGGUGCUCAAACACUCCUCGUCACUGUCGUCUUCACUUACUGUCAAUCACAUGACCUCUGCUGCCAUGACAGGAAGUGUACGACUCCACUACC